Messenger RNA from Staurois parvus, 346 nucleotides. NCBI's taxonomy places the organism in Eukaryota, Metazoa, Chordata, Amphibia, Anura, Ranidae. The record is from the annotation of a GenBank genome assembly.
AAUAACCCUAUCCAUUAAAUUUCCUUGCUACUAAUUAUUCCACAGUCAACUGUUAGUGGUAUUAUAACAAAGUGGAAGCAACUGGGAAUUACAGCAACUCAGCCAUGAAGUGGUAGGCCAUGUAAAAUGACAGCGGUUUCAGCGCAUGCUGAAGCGCACAGUGCGCAGAAGUCUACAACUGUCUGCAGAGUCAAUGGCUAAAGACCUCCAGACUUCUUGUGGCCUUCAGAAGAGCUUCAUGCAAUGGAAAUCCAUGGCCGAGCAGAGGCAUCCAAGCCUUACAUCACCAAGUGCAAUGCAAAGCACAGGAUGCAGUGGUGUAAAGCAUGCUACCACUGGACUCUAG